Pyrenophora tritici-repentis Pt-1C-BFP is the source of this 801-nucleotide messenger RNA. Its product is annotated as FabG, Dehydrogenase with different specificities (related to short-chain alcohol dehydrogenase). The record is from RefSeq and is a predicted model, not a curated record. Gene Ontology annotation, molecular function: oxidoreductase activity. Lineage: Eukaryota; Fungi; Ascomycota; Dothideomycetes; Pleosporales; Pleosporaceae.
AUGCCCGACCAAACAAAAUACACAAACAAGCUCACGGGCGCCCGCGUUCUCAUCAUAGGUGGCAGUUCCGGCAUCGGCUUCGCUGUGGCAGAAGCAUGUAUCGAACACGGAGCCCUCGUCACAAUCUCCUCAUCCAACCCCGAACGUUUCUCGAAAGCCGUUUCCCGCCUUCAAGAAUCCUAUCCCUCGGCCAAGGACCGUAUCUGGGGUCUUAAGGUGGACCUGGGCAACCAGGAGACACUAGAGGAGGAGCUGAAAGGACUGUUCGAAAAGACAGUUGAGACGAUGGGAGGAGAGAAGUUGGAUCAUGUCGUUUAUACCGCAGGAGAUGCGUUGGCGCCUACGGAGUUGGCGGAUAUGUCCAUCCAAUCCAUCCAACGCGCCGGCACCGUCCGCUUCUUCGCCCCCCUCAUCCUCGCCAAGCACAUCCCCACCUACCUGCACGCCCGCCCCACCUCCUCCUACACCCUGACCACGGGCGUCGUGGCCGAGAAACCCAUGCCCAACUGGAGCGUCAUUGCGUCCUACGCCGGCGCCGCCUACUCCAUGGUGCGGGGCCUAGCACUCGAUCUCAAGCCCAUUCGCGUCAACGGCGUGAGCCCUGGUGCGGUAGACACUGAGAUUUGGGAUGGGUAUGGGCCGGAGGUCAAGGCGAAGAUUCUGGAGUCGAUGGGGGCGAAGAUGGCGACGGGGAGGGUCGGGAGGCCAGAGGAUGUGGCGGAAAGUUAUUUGGGGUUGUUGAGGGAUGGAAAUGUGGAUGGGGUUGUUGUUAGGAGUGAUGGGGGGAGUAUAGUUAUGUAG